Menidia menidia (Atlantic silverside) is the source of this 3546-nucleotide messenger RNA. The record is from the annotation of a GenBank genome assembly. NCBI's taxonomy places the organism in Eukaryota, Metazoa, Chordata, Actinopteri, Atheriniformes, Atherinopsidae.
AUGUGCAAGACCCUAACGAUAGGAGACUCAGACCCAUAUACGGGGCAUCGAUUGGGCCCCUCCAGCUCCAUCCGCGGACUCUGCUGGCUGCAGACCCCGAUGACAGUGCACCUUACCCGGCCACACGCCGAGCCCGGGGUGGGGGCCGAGUUGGUGACCAAACUGUACGAGGCGGCGGUGAAGAAGGUUCCCCUGAGCGAGGAGUACCACUCCCACCUGUUCAUGGCCUACGCCCGCGUGGGGGAGUACAAGAAGAUGCAGCAGGCCGGGAUGGCUCUCUACAAAAUAGUCCCCAAGAACCCCUACUACUUCUGGUCCGUCAUGAGCCUGGUGAUGCAGGCGAUCUCAGCCCAGGAUGAAAAGCUGUCCCAGACCAUGUUCCUUCCCCUGGCCGAGCGCAUGGUGGAGAAAAUGGUCAAAGAGGAGAAGAUCGAAGCGGAGGCUGAGGCCGGGAUGGCUCUCUACAAAAUAGUUCCCAAGAACCCCUACUACUUCUGGUCCGUCAUGAGCCUGGUGAUGCAGGCGAUCUCGGCCCAGGAUGAAAAGCUGUCCCAGACCAUGUUCCUUCCCCUGGCCGAGCGCAUGGUGGAGAAAAUGGUCAAAGAGGAGAAGAUCGAAGCGGAGGCUGAGGUUCAGCUGUACUUCAUGAUCCUGGAGCGUUUGGGGAAGUGUGAGGAGGCUCUGGAGGUCAUCAGGGGGCCGCUGGGGGAGAAGCUGACCAGUGAGCUGCAGAGCAGGGAGAGCAAGUGCAUGCUGCUGUACCGCCGCCUGCAGCGCUGGCCCGAGUGCAACGCUCUGGCCCACAAGCUGCUGCUCAACAACCCUGACGACUGGCAGUUCUACCCGUGCUACUUCGACUCCCUCUUCCACCUGAACGACCAGGCCUGGAGUCCCCCGGAGGAAGGAGAACACUGCUCGGAGGGCCCGGUGCACCACACGGUGGCGGAGGUGGUGAGGUUUGUGGAGGAGCGGAUAAAGGAGCAGGAGGGGAAGGAGGCGCGCUCCCUCCGGGGGCCGUUCCUCGCCCGGCUGGAGCUGAUCCACAGACUGAGGGAGAGAGGCUGUCCGGAGGAGAGCCAGCUGGGCCAGCCUCUGGAGCUGAUGGUGGAGUUCUUUGGGAAGUUCGGGGACAAACCGUGUUGCAUCACCGACCUGAAGAUCUACCUUCACCUGCUCCCCGCCGACCAGCACGUUCAGUUCAUCAACCGUCUGAGCGAGGCCGUGCCCCUUUCGGAGGCGGGGGAGGAGGGCUUCUGUUUCCCGGAGGACACCCGCGGGCUGCAGAGGCACCUGUGCGUGUGCCAGCUGGGCCGGGCCCUCGGCCUGCAGCACGCGCUGGACGUCGCCGGGAAGCUGCGGCUCAUCGCCGAGCUCAAGGCCCACUACCGGCACGGGCUCAGGUUUGGGAAGAACGCCCUGAAGACGGAGCUACAGUUCUCGGACAUGUACUGCCUCAUGGCUGCUCAUGUCUUCAUCGACCUGUGGGCCGACACGGGUUCGUUCCUCUGCCUUUAUCCGUGUUUCAUUAACCGUCUGAGCGAGGCCGUGCCCCUUUCGGAGGCGGGGGAGGAGGGCUUCUGCUUCCCGGAGGACACCCGCGGGCUGCAGAGGCACCUGUGCGUGUGCCAGCUGGGCCGGGCCCUCGGCCUGCAGCACGCGCUGGACGUCGCCGGGAAGCUGCGGCUCAUCACCGAGCUCAAGGCCCACUACCGGCACGGGCUCAGGUUUGGGAAGAACGCCCUGAAGACGGAGCUCCAGUUCUCGGACAUGUACUGCCUCAUGGCUGCUCACGUCUUCAUCGAUUUGUGGGCCGACACGGGGGACGAGGACAUGGCCUGGCAGUGUCUGGGCGUCCUGCAGGAGGGCCUGUCCCACAGCCCCUCCAACGCCCAGUUCAAGCUGCUGCUGCUGCUGCUGUACUGCCGCCUGGGCGCCUUUGAGCCCGUCGUGGAUCUCUACUCCAGUCUGGACGCCAAACAUGUGCAGCACGACACCAUCGGGUUCCUGUUGACGCGCUACGCAGAGUCUCUGGGUCAGUUUGCCGCCGCCUCCCAGUCGUGUAACUUCUCCCUCAGGUUUUUCCACUCCAACCAGAAAGAUACCUCAGAGUACAUCAUCCAGGCCUACAAGUACGGGGCGUUUGAGAAGAUCCCGGAGUUCAUCGCCCUCAGGAACCGUUUGAACCAGUCGCUGCAUUUUGCCCAGGUCCGCACGGAGAGGAUGCUCCUGGACCUGCUGCUGGAGGCCGAUAUGUUCCUGUUGACGCGCUAUGCAGAGUCUCUGGGUCAGUUUGCCGCCGCCUCCCAGUCGUGUAACUUCUCCCUCAGGUUUUUCCACUCCAACCAGAAAGAUACCUCAGAGUACAUCAUCCAGGCCUACAAGUACGGGGCGUUUGAGAAGAUCCCGGAGUUCAUCGCCCUCAGGAACCGUUUGAACCAGUCGCUGCACUUCGCCCAGGUCCGCACGGAGAGGAUGCUGCUGGACCUGCUGCUGGAGGCCGAUAUCGUGCUGAGUCUGGAGGAGAGCCUGAAGGCCAUGGCCCUGUCGCCCGAUGAGGACGAUGUUCCCUGGGACACUCUGAGGGACAACCGGGACCUCACCGUCUUCACCAACUGGGACCCCAAAGACAGGCAGCUAACGGAGGAGCACCGGCGGCUGUCUGUGGAGGAGGAGUCGUUGUGGCUGCGGAUCCGUUCGCUGACGCUUCGCCUGCUGGCGUUUCCCGGAAACGCGCCGCACGACUCGGACACGACCAACCAGAACCAGAACGGCGUGGGCGAGGCGGGGAGGAGCCGGCUGCUAAUCCAGCUGCAGCAGACGCUGCAGGCGGGGGGGCAGCUGGCAGAGAGACGCACGCAGUUCCCCUUCCUGGGCCCCCCCUCCACCCGAUUGGCCGCAGCAUUGGCCAGCGGCAGCUGCCAGUGCCAGGCGGCCGCCCUGCAGCUGUCGGUGCACCUGCAGGAGCUGGAGGCGGCCGGGCUCGACGAGUCGUCGGAGCUUCAAACUCAGAUCUGUAACGCGUUCAAAUCUUUAGUAGUUCAGCUUCAAGAAAUCCUGAAUAAAUGCCGAGGAGAUUUAUUGGAAAUGAACGGCAGCAAAUUCAAAACGCAUCCCUCCUUAUUAGAAAGCCUCGUCUUCUUUGUGGGGACGGUGAGCAUAGUGCUGUGGAUGGCUAGUUCCUGUGCCAAGAUCCUCCGGCCGCUCAAAACCAGUUUACAGAAGAAGAAGAAGAAGAAAAAGGACGCAAACGCAGUGAUGCCGCUGGUGGUGUGUGGCUUCCAGGAGCUGACCGGGGGCCUGCAGGACCUCCUGGCCCAGGCGCUGGAGCACAUAAAGGGCCAGGAGGCCGCCAUCACGGCCCUCAAACUAGCCGCUUUAUCCCUGGAAGGACACACGCAGGAGGAGGCGUCGUUUACGAGAGCGGCCGUGGACAAAGUCCAGAGCAGCUACCUGCGCUCGCUGCAGGAGGUGGGAGACCUGCUCAAGAAGAGGGCGGAAACCAUAAAGAACCUCAAGCUCUGAGCACCCCCCCCCCCCCCCCCCCAC